GGUCGAAUCGCCAUAGAAAAUCUCCUCCCUUUCUCCUCCCGACGCCAUCCCAUCCAUCACGCACGCAGCAGCAGCUGCAUCAAUGGCUGGAGCCAAAGCCGCCGCGCGCGGCAGUAAGCGCGUCGAGGCCACCGUCCUCAAGCGCUCCAGGGACGGCAGCGCAUUCACCAGAUGCGAGGCCUGCAACAAGGACGUCCCCGUCGUCCUCAUCGACAUGCACAGCUGCAGCCUCGACUCCAAGAUCAGGAUGACACUCGAGGCGCAGGUGGUGGAGAAGACCGUCGAGAUCAACAAGACCGAGCGCAAGAGGCCAGCGUCCUCGGCUGCCAAGGGGCACAAGAGCGCUAAGAAAGGCAAAGAUGAACCCAAGCGCAAGCGCUCGCCCAGUGCCUUCUUCCUCUUCAUGGACGACUUCAGGAAGGAGUACAAGGCCGCCCACCCUGACAACAAGAGUGUCGCCACCGUCGGAAAGGAAGGAGGGGAGAAAUGGAGGUCCAUGACCGAGGAAGAGAAGAAGCCAUACUUCGACAAGGUUGCGGAGCUCAAGGCUCAAGUUGACAAUGGCGAGGGCAGUGAUGAGAACGCUGUUGCUGUGGAAAAAAGCAAGGCAGAUGACGAGGAGGAGCAGGAGGUGGAUCAGCCAGCAAAGCCACUUCGAUACGAAAGCGAUGGCGAUGAGGAUGAGGUUGGCGACCAGAAAGAUGAGGAGAAGAACGAGUUGGAUGAUGACAUGUAGAUGGACGAGCAACUCUUGCCCAUUUUUUGUAAAUGGCAGAUGUAUGCGUCUAGCUAGAUUGUCACUGGUUUCAAGAGGGAUGGGGCUGUAGUGGUAGCAGCAGUAGUAGUGAAGAUCUCAUGUACUCCGAGGCUGUUGAUUGGGUGUCUUGCAGUCGGUGAUUCUGGGAAUGAAAAGCACAGUGCUAGCUCAUGUGGUUGUGGUGGUGAUACAUGAACGAAUUAUGAAUUCUAGUUCAUCUUGAGCGUCA
This is a messenger RNA of Phragmites australis (common reed), 986 nucleotides long. Its product is annotated as high mobility group B protein 7-like. NCBI's taxonomy places the organism in Eukaryota, Viridiplantae, Streptophyta, Magnoliopsida, Poales, Poaceae. The record is from RefSeq and is a predicted model, not a curated record. The transcript is spliced from 7 exons. Bases 83 to 736 code for a protein of 217 amino acids.